GGCGCUCGUUUGAUUUCAAAUCAACUUCUCAUCCAUGAGCUUCGCAAGACUAUUCCGACCCCUCAUCGGUUCUCCAUUUCGAGCCCAGAAUCGAUCUGUCCCAGCCCAAGCGCAGCACAUCCGAGCCAUGCAUAUCCAAUCGAUUCCCAUGUGGACGGGGAAGGGCAAUAACUACGCCUACCUCGUGACGGACGAGCCAACCAAGCAGUCCGUGAUCAUUGACCCGGCCAACCCGCCAGAAGUAGCACCGGUGCUGAAGAGCCAUAUCGCAGAUGGCAAGAUUGAUCUGACAGCUAUUGUUAAUACUCACCACCAUUGGGAUCACGCGGGCGGCAAUGAUGAAUUGCUCAAAAUCUUCGGCAAGCUCCCCGUUAUCGGGGGUAGGAAUUGUCAAUCGGUGACGCAGACCCCGGCGCAUGGAGAGACGUUCAAGAUCGGAGAGCGCAUCUCCGUAAAAGCCCUCCACACGCCCUGCCAUACCCAAGAUAGUAUCUGCUAUUUCAUGCAGGAUGGCGAGGACCGCGUUGUUUUCACGGGUGACACCCUGUUCAUUGCAGGAUGUGGUCGCUUUUUUGAAGGUACCGCCCCGGAAAUGCACAAGGCGUUGAACGAGACACUUGCUUCUUUGCCGGAUGAUACUAAGGUCUUUCCCGGCCACGAGUACACCAAAGCCAAUGUGAAGUUCUGUCUUGCCGUGUCGCAGUCAGAGCCUAUCAAGAAGCUGCAGGCAUUCGCAGAGCAGAACCAGCAGACGCAGGGCAAGUUCACGAUUGGUGAUGAGAAGCUCCAUAACGUGUUCAUGCGCGUCAAUGACCCCGAGAUCCAGAAAAAGACCGGAAAGACAAACCCCGUAGAAGUGAUGGCGGCUCUACGGGAGAUGAAGAAUGCGAUCACAUUCGACAUCUACCAUGAAUCAACAUACACACCAAGUACACACCAACCAAUCCCAUAUACAACAAAGAUGUCCAACCAGAACGACCCCCCAGGCGACCCCAAAACCGCCAAAUCGCAAAUCCUCGAAACCGGCGCCGCAGCCAUCCAAGACUUCACGCCCGUGAAACAAAUCUGCGCCCAUCUAAACGCCUUCCACGUCUACGUCGACGACCCGACCCGCUGCGUCGAGGCAAAUCACUACUGUUCCCAUAUCACAGAAGACCUACGACAAUGCCUCCUCUACUCAUCACCCGACCGCAACGCCAAACUCCUCGGCGUCGAAUACAUGAUCACGCCGCGUCUCUUCUCGACCCUGCCCCCCGGGGAAAAGAAACUCUGGCAUACCCACGAAUACGAAGUCAAGAGCGGCAUGCUGGUCAUGCCUGCGCCGUCUGGCGUUCCCGCCACGGUCUGGGAGACGGCCGAGACGGCCGAGAUGAGGGAUAUCUUGCCGUUGUAUGGCAAGACGUAUCAUUUCUGGCAGAGGUCCCCAGAGUUCAACUCAACCAGAAAUGCCCAGCUAGGACCGAUGUCGCGCCUACUCCGAGAAACACUGCGAAGGGCCACGCCGGGCGGGGUGUUCCGGCUUACGCUGGACGGCGUGGGACUGUUCUGCGCGUGCACGCUUAUCUGGGAGCAUCUGAUCACGGUGCAGCUCAGUGAAGGGCCGUCGAUGUACCCGACAUUCAGUCCGCGGGGCGAUUACCUGUUGAUAUCGAGGGUGCAUAAACAUGGCAAGGGGAUUGAGGUGGGCGAUGUGGUGCGGUUCUAUCAUCCGACGUUUUUGGGCGUGAAUGGGGCCAAGAGGGUCAUUGGUAUGCCCGGGGAUUUUGUCUGUCGGGAUUUGCCGUUUAGUACGGAGGUUGGGAAGAGCCAGGAGAUGAUUCAGGUGCCUGAGGGUCAUGUGUAUGUCGGUGGUGAUAACCUGCCCUGGUCGAGGGAUUCGAGAAACUAUGGACCCAUUCCUAUGGGCUUGAUCAAUGGGAAGAUCAUUGCCCGUGUUUGGCCGCUCUCGAAAGCGCAAUGGGUGCAGAAUACGAUGCAGCCGGCUCAGCUCGACGAUUAA
Molecule: messenger RNA, 1999 nt
Organism: Aspergillus nomiae NRRL 13137
Lineage: Eukaryota; Fungi; Ascomycota; Eurotiomycetes; Eurotiales; Aspergillaceae
Exons: 14
Coding region: 35-1999 (654 amino acids)
Cellular component (GO): membrane
Molecular function (GO): hydroxyacylglutathione hydrolase activity; serine-type endopeptidase activity
Source: RefSeq, a predicted model, not a curated record